AUCAUUAGUAUAAUAUUUUCAAUAGAAUUUUAAAAAAUAAUAGAGCAAAUAUGCAGUCUUUUCAAUCCAAUCUGUCAUGAGAUGAUCCCCUGAAGUAUCCAGUUAUCACUUCUUAGACAUAGAGCUAAAUUAUAUAUAAGUGACAACAGAAAAUUAGUGAUAAAGAAUGUGAUUUAAUCAGUGUUAGGUCGAAAUAGUACUACACAUGCUAAUACUUAAUGCUACAUUGGAAUCUUAAGUUUUAAUAUUUUCAUUUAAGAAUUUUUGAAAAAAAUACGAAAUUCCGUACCGGACAAUAUUUUGAGAUUUUUAUAUAAUGUUAUUAUUUUAAACUAAAAAUAUAUUCAUAUCUCAAAACUAGAUAGUUUUCAUUUUGAAUAUUUUUCUUUAUUUUGUCUCCUUUCAGAACAAAACGCAAAAUUUUAAGUAUUUCUAAAAUUCUAUAACGGAUAGUAUUUUCGGUGUAACUUCCACGAAUUUCAUGCAAACAUUCAAACAUAUUUCAAUUAAGGAUAGUUUAUGUGAGUAUCGACUUAUAGUAGAAAAAACAAAGCAUUUACUUUGAUAACAAAGAAGAAAUGGAUUAAUGAUUCUCAAAGACUUUGUAGAUUUUAUCUUUCACUGAGUUAUGUCUUACUUGAAACCUUUCAAUCUUAACAGUCCGACUGAAAAAUCGAUAUAGAAUGAAUGAAUUCUGGUUCGAUAAUUCUUCAAAAAUAAAUAACCUAUUGAGAAUAUAGCAAAAAUUUUCAAUCUCUCGAAUUUAAUAGUGAAAGAGUCCUUGUUUAUUUUCCUUCACAGUUCGAUAUUGUUGAUUUAAACAAAAAGACUAUAUAAUAUUAAACAAAAAAAAUGUUUGAUAGUAUUUUCAAUAAACUCUAUAAUUUACCCUUAUAGAACUCGGCGGAAUACCAAAAUUAAUCCAUUGUAAUCAUGAUGAAUUAGAAGAUAGUUUGAAUAUAACAACAAAAUUAUGGAUUCUAACGGAAACAAUUCAAGGUAUCACACUUGCUGAAUAUUUUGCAAAAAAGGAACGUACAUUUUCUGACAUAAUUCAUAUAAUAUUACUACUAAUCGAUUUAGUAAAAGAAAUUCAUAAUAAAAACAUUGUUCAUCGAAAUUUAACACCAAAAAAUAUUUUUAUUCAUAAUUCGAAUUCAAUCGAUGGUGUUAAACUUCAUUUGACAUUAAUCGAUUUUGAUCUUGCACAUAUCAAUGAAAAACAUCUUGAUAAAACAAAUCCGAAUAUUUGGUCUCGUGAUAAUAAACAAAUGAAAAAUGAUUUCUAUGAAGUACCACAAUUCGAAGUAGAAGUAUUAAAUAACAAUGACAUUGAUUAUGAAAUCCAACAAGUUGAUUCGGCAAGACAAAGUACACUGAUUGAUACAACUUUAAUUUGCGCUUUGCUGUUUUGGAUGAUUACAUUGAAAGAACCAAAACAUUCACGUGAUCUAAAUGGUAAAGCACCACAUGAAACCGAUCAAUCUAUUAAAUUGAUUGAACAUAUACUCGAAAAAGUAGCUAAUCGAAAUUCAGGAAAAUUUCAUUCACUACGUAGACACUUGACAUUAAUAUUUGAUCGUGGAUUUGGAAAGUCUCAACAACAAUGGCCAAUAAAUCAACUUGAAGGUCAAAUUUUGUUAAUUUGUGAGUUAAUCACCAGUAUGAAACAUCAAGAUGACAGUUCACAAAUGUUACCGACAAUACCAAUACCAUCCAGCGAACCAUUAUUCAUUCGUUUAGCAUCAUUUAUCAAUCGAGUCAAGCAUUCUUUUGUUCAUUGUUGUACUUAUUUUGAUUCUAUUUGUUGGUCAUCCAAUGAAAAUAAUCGAUGGUCAGGUAAUAAUCAAAUAAUUGAUAAUUAUGACAUUCUUAUCAUCGGAGAACGUCGAUUGCCAAUCAAAUUUCAAAUUAUUCGAUAUGAAAAUAUAGAUAUGCUUAAAUUAAAUGUUGAAAUCAAAAACGAUGAUAUGACUAUUAUUGAAUUACCAUGUGGUUACUGGAAAGAAGAUGAUAUUGAAAAUCAAUACGAAACUAUAACAAAUACAUUUAUCUUGGAAUUUAUAAAUUUUUAUAAUACAUUUAUAGAAGAAUAA
Rotaria sp. Silwood1 is the source of this 2096-nucleotide messenger RNA. NCBI's taxonomy places the organism in Eukaryota, Metazoa, Rotifera, Eurotatoria, Philodinida, Philodinidae. The record is from the annotation of a GenBank genome assembly.